AUGUUGUACAUUGUUGCAUCUGCCCCUGUUUCUCUUUAUUCGCAUGCUACAUCUAUAAUAAAGUUUAAUGGACUCAAUUUUUCUGAUUGGUGCGAACAAAUCCGAUUCCAUCUUGGAGUUUUGGAUCUUGAUUUAGCACUUUUAAGUGAGAAACCUGCUGCAAUUACUCCUGCUAGCAGUGAUGAGGAUAGAUCUUUCUAUAAAGCUUGGGAAAGAUCAAAUAGAUUGAGCUUAAUGUUUAUGCGAAUGACUUCAGAGUCGGCUGACAAGUCACUUGCUGGAACACUUAUGAGUACUUUAACCAACAUCAAGUUUGAUGGUUCUCGUACUAUACAUGAGCAUAUCCUUGAAAUGACGAACUUGGCAGCAAGGUUAAAGACCAUGGGACUGGAAGUUAAUGAGAAUUUUUUGGUAACAUUUAUCCUUAAUUCCUUACCUUCAGAGUAUGGUCCAUUUCACAUGAACUAUAACACUCUGAAAGAUAAAUAG
Messenger RNA from Cucumis melo (muskmelon), 489 nucleotides. RefSeq lists its product as uncharacterized. The record is from RefSeq and is a predicted model, not a curated record. The transcript has 3 exons. Bases 1 to 489 code for a protein of 162 amino acids. NCBI's taxonomy places the organism in Eukaryota, Viridiplantae, Streptophyta, Magnoliopsida, Cucurbitales, Cucurbitaceae.